AGUACUCAAUACGACUAUUUAGACCAUUAUAAUAUGUUUAAUUAUGUAUUAUUUGUACAAGUCCGUUUAAGUUGCAGUUCAAAUGAUGUUUCCGUCUCGUUACGAAUUGAUAUCCUUAAAGGUUACCUAGUAUACAUAUUAUUAUGAAUACAACGGCGGACAGCGGUGUUAUAAAUUACAAUCAUUUCGCACCUACAUUAUACGUAUUAUUUACAUUAGUAAAGGACACGCGUGUGGCUAUAUGCAUACAAGGCGACUCGUUAAACAUCCCAAUACAGCGAUUACACAUAAUAAACUAUGACAGGUGCGUGUUUAUAAUUUUAUAUCGACGUAGUAUCGGAAGACGACGUUUAUUUACAAUAAUAAUAAUAAUUGUUGUUGGCGAAAAAAAAUAAAGCACACGCGUCUUCGGCGGUGCGGUCGGUCGUGGGCGACGAAUUCGGGUAGUAUGAGAUUUAAACGCGAAAAAUAAAAUAACCGUUUCGGACGAAAACAAAAUAGCCGAACCGCGACGAACAAUAAUAAAAUUAAUAAUAAUGUUUUAUAAUAUUAUUAUGUUAUUGUUGCGGAGAAUAUAUUAUUAUUUAUUAUUAACAUAAUAAUAAUAUUAAGCACUAUUAUUAUUAUUACGAUCAUAGACUCGCGUGCGCGCGGCCGGGAGAAAAAGACGUACACGAAAAACGAUCGGCCGUACGCCGCGAGAGCGCGCGGUCGGCGGGCGGCGACACACACACACGACUACACGAGACCUGCGCGUCCGUCGAUUGGCCGUCGCGCGGAGGGGACAAGACACCGGCGACGGGGACGGGGGCGACGCCGCCGGCCCGCGCGCCGCGCCCGACCCGUUUCGAGAGCCGGCCACCACGGCCGCCGCCGCCGCUGCGCGUGUGCGAGCCGGUUCGCGCGCGCGCGCCGCCGCGUAAGUAUUGCCGUGUGGCCGUGUGCGCGCGCGUUUGUGUGCGUUACAGAGUGUGUGCGCGCGCGUCCGGAGAGAGGUAACGCGACGACUGCGACGCGGACGACGACUGCGACAAGACGACGACGGUCGACUGGGCCACGCCAAUACCCUCCGCGCGCCGCCCGGGUCAUAAACGAUCUCACAAACAAGUGCUCAACGUUCGGGAAAUUACCCGCGCCGCCAUAGAAUAUUAUAUCGCCAAAGGCCGCCGCCGUCGACAGUGAUCGCGUCGCCGCCGCCGUCGCGCGGGUUCUUUUUUAUUUUUCCGCCGCUAUUUACACACGGUUCGAAAAUAUUUAAUAUAAUAUAAAAUAUUAUCCCGUUUGUUUUUUGAUUUUUUUUUUUUUUGAUUUUGAUACUCUCGUCAAUCCGCGGUUUUUUAUACCCGCAUAUUAUAUACGCAUUACCGCGUCGGUCGUGGUGCAGUGUCCGUACCUAUAUACAGUGUCGUCUUCGAUCGUCCGCGAUAUUUUCGGGCUUGUAUAAAAAUAUAUAUCGACAAUUUUUUGAAAAUUUUAUUGAACGCCGUGCGUUUGGUUUAACGGACGAUCGUAUUGUUAUACCUAUUAAUAUUACGCAUCGCGACAGCAUAAUGCGGUGGCGUUGACGGAUCUGUACACGCCUGUAAUAUUUUUGACGACCGCGAAAAAAGGACGCGUACCUAUAUAUAAUUAGACCGUGCAACGCGAUUAUUAAAAUCAUACUACGGACGUGCGACCCAUAAUCGCACCCUAACCCUGCAGUCUCCGGUCGCAACUUACGCGCCCGUCAUGAGUUCAAAGUUCAUCAUCGACAGCAUGCUGCCCAAGUACCACCAACAGUACCAUCACCAGCUCUUGAACCCCGUGAUCACGUCCGGCGGCGGGCUCGACUCGUCGGCCGUCAACUACAGCUUGACGCCCAACAACUCGUCGUCGAGCAGCGCGGGCGGCUCGCCGCCGUCCACGUCGUCGCUGGUCUCGCCGGCCGCCGGCCGCAUGUACCCCGCGUACGCCGUCCACCAUCACCAGCAGCAGUUCGGCUCCGGCGCCGGUUCCAUGGCGUUCACGUCGCCCGGCUCGGCCGCCCUGGCCGCCGCCGUCCAGGACGCCGCGGACAAGACGUCGUCGUCGUGCCGGUACGGCGGCGUCGGCGGAGGAGUGAGCGUCGGCGGCGUGUCCGCGGCCGACACGAUGGUCAACAGCUACGCCGCCCUGCACCAUCACCACAACCAGAACGGCGCCGGCGGCACCGGGGCCGUGUCGUCCAUGGCCGCGGCCGCUCAGUUCUACCACCAGGCGGCCGCCGCGUCCGCCGUGGCCGCGGACCCGCUCAACACCGCGUGCGCCGGACAGCCCGGCGCCCCCGGACCGCAACCCAUGCCCGACAUACCCCGGUAUCCGUGGAUGUCCAUUACAGAUUGGAUGAGUCCGUUCGACAGAGUUGUUUGUGGUCCGAACGGAUGUCCGCGUCGUCGCGGUCGACAGACGUACACCAGAUUCCAGACGUUGGAGCUGGAAAAGGAAUUCCAUUUCAAUCACUACCUGACCCGGAGACGGAGGAUCGAGAUCGCGCACGCCCUGUGCCUGACCGAGAGACAGAUCAAGAUUUGGUUCCAGAACAGGCGGAUGAAACUCAAGAAGGAGCUGCGAGCCGUCAAGGAGAUCAACGAGCAGGCUCGCCGGGAACGGGACGAACAGGCGAAAAAGCAGGAUCACACGAAAAUGGACGUAGUAGGCGGCGGAGGCGGUAUGCACCAGCAGCAACAGCAACAGCAACAACAGCAACAGCAACAACAACAGCAGCAGCAAAUGUCGCACCAUCAGAUGUCUCACGAACAGCAACAGCACAAGCUGCAGAUGGGCGGCCUGGACAAGGGAUCCGCCGACAUGCUCAAGGCCAAAACGUAAACGCGAGCCAGCGACAACGUUUCGCGCACAGUAAUAGAGUAAUGAUAAUAAUAAUGAUAAAUUAUAAUUACAAAUGUCGCAUGAUUAUUAUUGUUAUUGUUUUGAUAAUAACGUUGUAUAGAAUUUCUCUUUCGAUUCGAAAAAUACGUAAAUAAUUUUUAAAUAUAUAUUAUAUAUAUUUAUCUAUAUACAAACUAUUCUUACAUAAUAUUUAUACAUAUUAUAUAUUACAUUCAUAGAGAGUUAAUUUAAAUAAUACCUAAUUAUAAUAUUAAUAUUAAGGACUGUAUAGAAAAAGAAAAAAAGCGGAAAAAAAAUAUUUUACUAAUAAGAAACAUUUUUUCAAGAUAGUAAUUUUCUCGAUAAAUGUUUCGACACAACAAACGACGCGAGUUUCACGUUCGUAGGCCUGCAUUUCUCUGUCCGUUUUUUACCUCGUACUAUAAAAUAUUUGAGAAAAAAUACUGACGGUUCGAGAGAAUAAAAAUUGCUUCCCUCGAUCGCCACCGGAGGUCUACGAUUCCGCAAUUAUUAUUGAUAAUUUAAUCGAUAAUCAAUAUUGCGGGCGUUUGCCUGGCCCGGCGAUCGCCUCUAUACUGUAUCUAUAUAAACUAUAUUAAUAAUAAAAUAUGAUGUUUAUUACUUACUUCAUUUUUUUCGUUUUAUUCUUCAUUUUACGACUAAUAUUAUUGUUUGAUAUACAUUUUGAUAAUAUUAUUUAUAUUAUAUGUAUACGCAUUUCGCGCCCACUAAAGUAUAAAAAUUCCGUUCGUAAAUAUACGUAAAAUAACCCUUGUAUCCGGUAUCCGGCACCCUGUACGGAAUCGCUGAUCGGACCGCCACAAUAUUAUAUUAUUGGCAGUCUGUCGAUUUCUCAGUGUUUUUACCUGUACCUACACCCCUAACGCGGUUAGGGUUUUCAUUCCUACGUUCUCUCCUCUCCACAUUAUAUACAUUAGGUUGUUGUUACGACAAUGGCGGUGGAGAAGAUUAUUCUCAUUUUUUUUUUGUCCGCAUCCGGUGUGUAUAUGCCGUGCAAUGACGGGUACAGGUAUUAUCGUUCGGGAAUCGCGGAUAUCACACCGGGCCCGUUUUUUAGAUACAUUAUUCCAAGGUAUUUUCAAACGGCGGCCGACGUUGUUCCUACUUCACAAGUAUUAUUAUUAAUCAUAAUAUUAUAUUAUAUAUAUAUAAUAUGAUAUUGUUUCGUUUGUAAUGAUACGAUUUUUUUAUUAAUUUAUGUUUGUUUGUUAUGUUUAAUUCGGGCGCGUUAACCGUGUACGACUUUCAUUUUUAUUUUUUCCUGUUCGACAUAAUUUUUUGUUUCGUUUCGUUUAAGUUUCCGAACGGCACAGUUACGUUUACGCCGAUUUCUUCUGGUUUAAGUUUGUAUACGUUUUUGCCACCAACGUUUUCGUUCACAUCUAUUACGUUUUUAUUUUAUCAUUUUUCUUUCCCGUUGUGAUCAAUAUUUUUUUUUUUUUAGUUUUUAUUACAUUUACCAUGAUAAUAUCGUUUAGCUCGUUCUUUUUUAUGUUCAUAUUCCUAGAUAACUAUUGUUUUUUUUCUAUCAUUAAGCGUAAUAUAUUAUAAUAUAAUUUGUUUAUUUAUACUUUUCAUCGUGUAGGGUUUAUUUAACGAGAUAAAUACGUAAAAAAAAUGACCGAAUACAUCCCGAUGUUUACCGAGUAAAGUAUUUCCCCCCGAAUCUUGUGUAAAUAUAUAUAGAUUAAUGCUUUAUUAAUAUUAAUUUAUUUUUACAAUCUUUCUUACGAUUAAACAUAAUAAUAAACUAUUUAAUUAAUAUAUAUUUAAUUAUUUUUUUGUAUACUGAAGUUUUUUUUUAUUAUUAUUAUUAUUAUUAAUAUUAUUAUUUUGUUUUGUUUUCAUUUGUAUGAUAUAUCUCUAUUUAUAUAUUUUUUUUUAUUACGCCUAUUAUUAUAAAUCGGUCGUAAUUCCGACAAUCUAAAACAUAUUUUAGGCCUAUCCAAAAUUCAAAAUUUGUAAACAGCUUCUAUAGAUAUUAAGACGUUUAUCACGAGCGUUUAGACUAUUAUUUAGAUUGAUUGAAUAAUUUUAAAAAUUAUAUACGUAUUAAAAUAUUGUAAUUUAACAUAAUAUAUAGGUACCUAAUAAGCGUUUAUGCAUAUUAUAUUUUUAAGGCCAUCUGAGACAUACUUUGGAAACGAUUUUUGUUUAUAUCCACAUAUAUACGUAAUAUAGAUUCAGGGUAGGUUUUUUUAAAUUGUACUAUUCGACUGUCAAAAGUUUAUCAAAACGACAUAGAUUUCCUAAAAUAAUAAAAAUAAUAAAAAGUAAUUUCAGCAAAAUAUUUUGUUGUCAUAUAUUAUUCAUGGAAAUAUGAUAUUAAUAUUCUUAUAUCGUCAUUAUUGUUAAAAAAAUAAUAUAUUUUGUUGUUUUACACCAAUUUAAACCGUAACGCUAAGUGAAAGUUAUAAAACGAAAGACAAAUACGUAAAUAGCAUUAAUGAAUUACAUAUAUAAAUAUUUAUAUAUAUUAUAAAUUACAUUAUAUUGUGUGAAAAGUCGAUCUGCUAAGACUAAUAUUUUUUAACUAUAUUUAUUAAUUAUAUAUAAUAAUGAUACGUUGACUUUUUUUCUCUGUCUAGUGUAUGCAGUUUUUUAGCGUAGUGUGUUUACGAUAAUAUAUAAAUACGUCUACAUAUGCGUAUAUAUACUAUAAUACACGCAUAUAUAACGUAAAUUAUUUUAA
Molecule: messenger RNA, 5581 nt
Organism: Aphis gossypii (cotton aphid)
Lineage: Eukaryota; Metazoa; Arthropoda; Insecta; Hemiptera; Aphididae
Product: homeobox protein abdominal-A homolog
Exons: 3
Coding region: 1729-2847 (372 amino acids)
Biological process (GO): anterior/posterior pattern specification; negative regulation of transcription by RNA polymerase II
Cellular component (GO): nucleus
Molecular function (GO): DNA-binding transcription factor activity, RNA polymerase II-specific; RNA polymerase II cis-regulatory region sequence-specific DNA binding
Source: RefSeq, a predicted model, not a curated record